UGUCCUCCACAUAGCAAAACGACCAAGAUACGUGAGUAGGAACAAUGGAGUGCCACCGUACUGUUAGUUCGGUCGUGCUCGUGCUCGUGCUGCUGCUCCGGUGGCCGGCGUUGAGCUUUGCGUCGGUGCCGGUGUCGAGGACCAUCACCGUGGACAGUAAAGGGGGAGGAGAUUUCAGGAGCAUUCAGUCGGCGGUGAACCACGUCCCGGACGGCAACCGCGAGUGGGUCAGGAUCCACGUCCGGGCAGGGGGCUACAGGGAGAAGGUGACCAUCCCAAAGGAGAAAGGCUACAUCUUGCUCGAAGGGGAGGGCCACUCGAGCACGGAGAUCUACUUCGACGACCACGCCCACGGCGGCGCCGAUGCGAUGCUGACGCACGAGACCGCCACCUUCAGUGUCUACGCGGACGACUUCGUUGCCCGGGACGUCGCCUUCACCAACACGCACAACCGCGUCAACAAGAGCCACGUCACCCAAGCGCUCGCGGCGCUGGUCGGCGGUGACCGAAUCGCCUUCCACCGCUGCGCCUUCAACGGCUUCGAGGACACGCUCUGCGACAACACCGGCCGGCACUACUUCCGUGAAUGCUUCAUCAAGGGCGGCGUCGACUUCAUCUUCGGCUACGCCCGGUCCAUCUACGACGGCUGCACCCUUGUGUCCAACAUACCCUCGCGGUACGGCCGCCACCGUGCCGGGUGGGUGACGGCGCAUGCCAGGCGCCACGCCGGCGACCCCGGCGGUUUUGUGUUCAAGGGCGGGGAGCUCCGAGGCACCGGGCGCCAGUACCUCGGACGCGCGUGGAACAAAUACGCCACGGUCGUCUACUACCACGUGAACAUGUCCAACAUCGUCGUCCCGCAGGGGUGGACUCCCUGGUACGCCGGCAACGAUACUAACGAUGUCCUGUUCGCAGAGGUUGGGUGCACCGGCCCCGGGUCAGACAUGGCCGGGAGAGUGUCAUGGGAGAAGCAUCUCAGCGAGGCAGAGGUGAAGAAGUUCGUGGACAUGAGCUUCAUCGACGACGGUUGGCUAAGCAAGCAACCAUAGCCCGGGAUCGAUCGGAUCACGAGUAGCUGGCUGCACACAUAUAGCAUAGGAAAUAGCAGGAUGAAUUGCGAGCUUACACUCAUUUCACCUUGC
Messenger RNA from Triticum urartu, 1142 nucleotides. RefSeq names its product putative pectinesterase 66. Gene Ontology annotation, biological process: cell wall modification; pectin catabolic process. The record is from RefSeq and is a predicted model, not a curated record. Gene Ontology annotation, molecular function: pectinesterase activity. Lineage: Eukaryota; Viridiplantae; Streptophyta; Magnoliopsida; Poales; Poaceae.